AUGGAGAGUUGCGGGCCAGAACGGAGUGGACAAGUUUGCAGACUUUUAAGGCAGAGUUAUGACGCUAAUUUUAAGAUAAUGGUGGUCAACGAAGCAGAGGCAUCAAAUAACUGUUAGGCUGCCAAGAAAUACGGAGUUACGGAGUGUAAUGUCCGAAGAUGGCGCGUCCAAAAAGACCGUCUGAAAAAUGCCAAUAGCAAGAGAAAAGCUUAUCGAGGUCCUCAAAGUGGCCGUUUCCAACAAAUCGAUAGGAGGGUAUGUGAAUUUGUUAUCGGGAAACGUAACGAAGGCAUGCCCAUUACCAGGGCCGUCAUCCGGCUGAAAGCUCUGGACAUCGCUAAGGAGUUAAACAUACCCGCCACCGAGUUUAAAGCCAGCAUCGGCUGGUGCAGGAGGAUGAUGCGCCGGAGCGGCCUCGCAUUACGGUGCAGAACCAGCCUGGCCCAGCACCUGCCGUCUGACUUUGGAGAGAAGCUGCAGUCUUUUCAGCGCUAUGUGAUUGGCUUGAGGAAAAAACACUCAUACCCCCCUGAUCAGAUCGGGAACGCCGACCAAACCCCUGUGUUUUUUGACAUGCCCACGCCCGUGACCGUGCACAAAAAAGGCGAGACGUCUGUGAUUGUGAAAUCAACUGGAAAUGAAAAGAGUCGGGUCACCGUGAUGUUGGCGUGCCUGGCAGACGGGACAAAGUUGCCCCCUUAUGUGAUUUUAAAAUGCAAAACGGUGCCAAAAGAGGUGAUGCCAGCUGGCAUUGUUGUACGUGCCCAGGAAAAGGGCUGGAUGGAGAGUGAACUUGUGGUGGACUGGCUUAAAGUGGUGUGGGGAAGACGGCGCGGGGCUCUAAAAAACAAGAGAAACAUGCUCAUUAUGGAUGCUUUUCGCGGACACCUGACAAACGCUGUCAAAGCUCAGGUGAGGAAGAUGAAUGGCGAUUUAGUCAUCAUACCAGGAGGAAUGACGAGCCAGCUACAGGUGUUGGAUGUGGUGGUUAACAAGCCGUUUAAGGAUAAUCUGCGCAAGAGGUACACCGAGUGGCUCCUGGCAGGUGACCACGCGCUCACACCGUCUGGAAAAAUCCAAAAGCCAGCUGUACGCCAACUUUGUGAAUGGAUUCUCCAGGCGUGGGAUGAAGUGACAUCAGAGAGCAUCAUCAGUGGAUUCAAAAAGUGCUGCAUCUCAAAUGCAUUGGAUGGGAGUGAGGAUGAUGUUCUGUGGGAGGAGACGGGACUGCAGGCUGAGAGUGGGAGUGACAGCGAGCACAGCGGGGCUGAGGACGUAUACGAGUAAAAGCCUCAUGCAGACUUUUGAUGAGACAUUAUGUGAGCAAAGUUCUGAUUGCAUUCUAGUUGGAGUGUUGCAAGAUUUCAGCUAAAUGUGUCAGUACAGUGUUUUUUUUUCAGUGUUUACGUAAUUGCACAAAUCGUCUUACAUAUAGAUAUUACCUUUCAAUGCAGAUUGCCUUAGCUUUGCAUAUUUUGCCAAAAAUUAAAGCACUCUGUGAUUAUUAUUUCAAUGAAUUUCUUAGCACUUCAAUAUAAAAUUGUUUCUUUAAACAAAGUAAAUUUGGGU
This is a messenger RNA of Stegastes partitus (bicolor damselfish), 1569 nucleotides long. Its product is annotated as pogo transposable element derived with KRAB domain. The transcript has a single exon. The record is from RefSeq and is a predicted model, not a curated record. NCBI's taxonomy places the organism in Eukaryota, Metazoa, Chordata, Actinopteri, Pomacentridae. Gene Ontology annotation, molecular function: DNA binding. Gene Ontology annotation, cellular component: nucleus.